Molecule: messenger RNA, 2615 nt
Organism: Pomacea canaliculata
Lineage: Eukaryota; Metazoa; Mollusca; Gastropoda; Architaenioglossa; Ampullariidae
Product: NADH-ubiquinone oxidoreductase 75 kDa subunit, mitochondrial-like
Biological process (GO): ATP synthesis coupled electron transport
Cellular component (GO): membrane
Molecular function (GO): NADH dehydrogenase (ubiquinone) activity; iron-sulfur cluster binding
Source: RefSeq, a predicted model, not a curated record
GAAAGGUCGGAGUAUUUGGUUACGUUAGUAAGUCAAGAAAUUCAAUGUGUGAAGUGCAUGUAGCUUCAGUCAUGCUGCGGCUGUGGCCUUUGAGGCAGGCGUUGACAACUACGGGAAGUCUGCGACUGGCACCAACAUGUCUAACGAAUAAGAAAUCAACAGCAGCUCAGCCUGCUCCACAGCUGGUAGAAGUAUAUGUCAAUGACAAGCAAGUCUUUGUGGAGCCAGGAACAACUGUUUUACAGGCAUGUGCUGCAGCAGGUGUUGAGAUCCCACGCUUUUGUUACCAUGAACGACUUGCAGUUGCGGGCAACUGUCGAAUGUGUCUUGUGGAGGUGGAAAAGUCUCCUAAGCCAAUUGCAUCCUGUGCUAUGCCUGUGAUGAAAGGAAUGAGGGUGAAGACAGACUCACCAAUGACAAAAAAAGCCAGAGAGGGUGUGAUGGAAUUUCUACUGAUGAAUCAUCCCUUAGAUUGUCCUAUCUGUGACCAGGGAGGAGAGUGUGACCUUCAGGAUCAGUCAAUGGCAUUUGGCAGCGACAGAAGCCGUUUUACAGAUAUGGAUUUCAGUGGCAAGAGGGCAGUAGAGGACAAAAAUGUUGGUCCCCUCAUAAAGACAAUAAUGACUCGUUGCAUCCAUUGUACUCGCUGUAUCAGAUUUGCAAGUGAAGUUGCUGGUGUUGAUGAUCUUGGAACAACAGGGCGAGGUAAUGAGAUGCAAGUGGGAACAUAUGUGGAGAAAAUGUUCAAGUCAGAGUUGUCAGGCAACAUCAUUGAUCUUUGCCCUGUAGGGGCACUGACAUCAAAGCCCUAUGCUUUCUCUGCUCGGCCAUGGGAGACACGUAAAAUAGAGAGCGUGGACGUGAUGGAUGCUUUGGGGAGCAACAUUGUAGUCAGCAUGCGCACUAACGAAGUCAUGAGGAUACUGCCUAGGAUGAACGAGGCAAUAAAUGAAGAAUGGAUCUCUGACAAAACACGCUUUGCAUAUGAUGGUCUUAAACGCCAGCGCAUUACCACACCAUUUGUGAAGAAUGAGAAAGGAGAACUUGUUGCUACAGACUGGGAGAAUGCCUUCUUCACCAUCAACAACAAGCUGAAAGGCAUCGAUGGAGACCAGAUUGCAGCAGUUGCUGGUGGACUAGUAGAUGCAGAGGCACUGACUGCUCUGAAGGACUUAAUGAACCGUCUAGGCUCUGAAAAUCUGUGCACUGAAGAAGUCUUCCCUAUGGAUGGUACUGGGACCGACCUACGCGUCAACUACUUGAUGAAUUCAACAAUUCAGGGAGUUGAAGAGGCUGAUGUUUUGCUACUUGUAGGAACCAACCCACGCUAUGAAGCCCCAGUUUUAAAUGCCAGAAUUCGUAAGAGUUGGAUCCACAAUGAAUUAAAAGUCGGACUGGUUGGAAGUCCUGUUGACCUUACCUACACAUACAGUCAUUUGGGCGACACAGCACAAGUUCUAGAGGAAUUAUUAAGUGGAUGUCACCCAUUUAGUGAGGUUAUUGGAUCGGCAAAGAAACCAAUGAUAGUAGUGGGCAGCAGUGCUCUUCAAAAGGAAGAUGGCAGUGCACUCCUCAAAGCUGCCGUCUCGCUGGCAAACAGACUGCAGGCUACUACUAGAGUAGAGAAGAGCUGGAAAGUGCUGAAUGUUCUGCACAGGGUUGCUAGUCAGGUCGCAGCCUUGGAUCUUGGGUAUAAGGCAGGUGUGAGUCGUAUCUUAAAGAACAAACCUCAAGUGUUGUACCUGCUCGGUGCUGAUGAAGGCCGUGUCAAACGUGAUGACCUUAGACCUGAUACUUUUGUCAUCUACCAAGGUCACCACGGUGACCAAGGUGCCUUGAUGGCAGAUGUCAUUCUACCAGGAUCAGCAUACACAGAAAAGGAUGCCACUUAUGUCAACACAGAGGGUCGUGCUCAGCUGACCCGGCAAGCUGUUACCCCACCUGGCAUGGCCCGCAAUGAUUGGAAGAUCAUCCGUGCUUUAUCAGAGAUUGCAGGUAUUACUUUGCCAUACGAUAAUCUGCAAGAGAUCCGACAGCAGGCGGACAUUUCUCCAACACUGGUUCGCUGCGGACAAGUGGAAGAAGCAAAUUUUUUCCAGCAGUCAGUUGAAAUUGGCAAGUUCAUCAAAGGAACAUCAACACCAAGGCCAUUGAUUCCACCCCAAAGAUUUUUAAAGGAUUUCUACAUGACUGAUGCAAUCAGCCGUGCCUCUCCUACCAUGGCUAAGUGUGUGCAGGCUGCUUCUGCCGCAGAGACCUGUUAAAAAAUGGACAAACUAUCAUAGGUUUUAAUUUUAAUGUAAUUUUCUGAAGAUUCUAUUCUCCACUGGGGCAAAUGAGUGAAUCACUUUAGCAUAAGUGAAAUAGUUGUUUGAAAAUAUUUAAUUUGUCCCGGAGGUGUAUGAAAACUAGAGAUUUGGAAAGGAUAUUAUUUUUACAGACUUACAAGCUUCCAUCAUCACAAAUCAGCUAAUGCCAAGAAUUGGCUUUUGUGUUUGCUUUAUUUUCAUUAUGACAAAACCACUAACGAGUUUUAAGUAUUAGCCUGAGGCAAUGUUUGAAUGUGUACUUUGUCAACAGACUGUUCAUUGUACAUAAACAAGAGAAGAAAUGUU